Phycodurus eques (leafy seadragon) is the source of this 1368-nucleotide messenger RNA. Its product is annotated as E3 ubiquitin-protein ligase TRIM39-like. Lineage: Eukaryota; Metazoa; Chordata; Actinopteri; Syngnathiformes; Syngnathidae. The record is from RefSeq and is a predicted model, not a curated record. Bases 1 to 1287 code for a protein of 428 amino acids. Gene Ontology annotation, molecular function: protein binding. The transcript is spliced from 6 exons.
AUGGCCUCCCCCAGCACUCUCUUGUCAGAGGCGCUGUUCCAGUGUGCCAUCUGUCAGGAUGUGUUCUCCGAGCCCGUGUCCAUUCCCUGCGGUCACAGCUUCUGCCUUAGCUGCAUCACAUCCUGCUGGGACCAGAGUGCCGCCUCCAGCUGCCCCAAAUGCGACACGCUCUUCGUCGCUCGGCCGGAGCUCUGCGAGAACUCUUUCGCCAAGGAAAUGUCCAAGCAGAUAAGAGCCAGAAGGAAGCAGAUGGACUCGGAGGUUCAGGAGAUGAUCCGGGACCGACUCCAGAAGGUGGCGGAGAUCAAACACUGCAUGGAGCUCAGCAAAGAAAAUACAAAGUUGGAAAAAGAGCGCAGCGCAGAGAUGUUCUCUGCUCUGUUCCAGACGCUGGAGAGAAGCCGGGUCCAGCUGCUGGAGACCAUUCGGAGGCGGCAGGCCACGAUGGAGCACCGAGCCCAGAGGCUGACGGCAGAGCUGGAGCUGGAGAUCAAGGAGCUGGAGAGAAGUAGGGAGAUGCAGCACCUUGUGCACACCGACGGCUGCCUCGAUCUUCUGCAGAGGUCUUCAGCGUCAGAGUCCUGUUGCAGCAGCCUCGUCGACUUACACCCGUGUUUGGGGAUUGUUAGGAGAGCUUUGGCCCACAUUGAUCAACAACUAUGCUCAUUUUUAGAAAUACUUGCAAUUCAAGAGCAUGACAUGAUGCGGCAGUAUGCAGCUGAAGUUUAUCUGGACCCCAGGACAGCCAACCCGUGGCUCGUACUGUCUGAGGAUGCGAGACGGGUUCAGGAUGGAGAUGUUGAGCAGAACCUGCCAGACCUGCCAGAGCGCUUUGACACCGUACCGUGUGUGCUGGCCACCAAGGGUUUUGCCGCAGGGAGGCACUACUGGGAGGUGGAGGUGGGGGACAAGACGUCAUGGGACCUGGGUGUGGCUCAGGGGUCCGUCAACCGGAAGGGUUUGGUGACACUGAGCCCACAAGACGGAUACUGGGCUGUUUGUCUGAGGAGGGAAAUUGAGUACUGGGCCUGUGCGGCACAGGCGCGGCUUCUGUGUCUACCCAAGAGCCCGAAGGUCAUCGGACUAUUUUUGGACGUGGCGGAUGGGACGGUGUCCUUCUAUGACGCCGAGGCCAAGGCACACAUCUAUUCCUUUACACACGUUCACUUCACAGAGGCCAUAUUUCCCCUUUUCAACCCAGAUGUGAGCGACAACGGAAGGAACAGCUCACCGCUCAUCAUCCGACCAGCGGAUGGAAGCGUGAGUUUAGACAAUGUCACAAUAUGAUUGAACUAAAACAGACACACAGCAAAACAUUUUUGACUAAUCAUUUUUGAUUAAAAACCCAGAGCGAGUGUUGUUAACAAC